Molecule: messenger RNA, 5726 nt
Organism: Coregonus sp. 'balchen'
Lineage: Eukaryota; Metazoa; Chordata; Actinopteri; Salmoniformes; Salmonidae
Source: the annotation of a GenBank genome assembly
AUGGCUGACACCAGAGAAAAGGGACUCCAAGAUUACAGGAAAAGAUUACUUGAACAUAAAGAGAUUGACGGACGUUUAAAAGAGUGUAAGUAAUAUAUUACCUUGCCUUUGUCAAUAGUUCGGAAUAAGGCACAUAAAAGGGGUUAUCUAACUAAAAUUAGCAACAUAACCAGUAACUAAGCGGUUGUUGGCUACUAGUAACUCGCUUUGUCAUGCAGUGCCAGUAGACUCGGCCAUCGAAAUGAAUGAUCUUCACAAGCGGCUAACGCGUUAGCAAAAUGCUAGCUACAAAAACCGCUGUAACUAGCAGUAUAUUUGCUGUAGUAAGCCGUGGCAAAACAGUUUGUUAACCAGCUAUUUGCCAAGACCGCUAGCUAACAGUCAAUAUUAGUUAGAAUUUAGCUUGAAGUCAUGGAAAAACAAUAACAGACAUGAUCAGCUAACUAACAGGAACAGUAGCUAGCUAGCUAACAGUUACAUAUCUUGAUUCCAUUCGUAUCCUCUGUCUAACUGUUUUCAGUGAGGGAACAGCUCAAGGAACAGACAAAACAAUAUGAAAAAUCUGAAAAUGACCUGAAGGCCUUACAAAGUGUUGGUCAGGUAAGAUUGUUUUGUGUAUUCACACAUGAUUAUUGACCGGCAAUAUAGUGUACAAAAAGUGUGUGUCAUAAUGAAUGGAUUUGAACUACAAAUUAUUUUCAUACUUUAUGUAGAUUGUCGGUGAAGUGCUCAAACAGCUGACGGAGGAGAAAUGUAAGUUGUAGCUAACAUUAUUGCAAUCGUCCUAUUAUAUGCCUAGCUACAUCCUUAGGCAUUACAUAUUAUGGUGCGUUCGUAUAUUCACUCUGGCUAGCUACUCCGAUUUCAAAGCAGUCGUCUGUGUGUGCCAGAGCGCAGAAUAACUUGUGAAUUUACGAACGCGCAACACCCGUUGAAUAUGACCGGUGUCGGCCCAAAUAAGUAAUUAAAUUGUUGCCAGCAGCACAGUUAGUCACCAACGCUCUAGACAACAUGACAACCGCCUAACCACCUCUGCUAGGGCUAGUAAAAUUGUCAGUGAGGUGUUCUCUCAUUUGUGUCUGGAAGUAACUUAGCUAGCAAGUUAGCCAACUUUAGCCAGUUGACUACCGUUGUGAGGUCAGAACGCUCGGAUCAACCCUACUCCUAGGCCAGAGCGUCCAGUGUGCGCUCUGAAUGUACAAACGCCUAGAGUGCACUCUGGCACUCCAGAGUGAAUUUAAGAACACACUAUGUCAUGUUCAUUAUCUACUUCUCUUCACAGUCAUUGUCAAGGCAACCAAUGGACCUCGCUAUGUUGUUGGCUGCCGCAGACAAGUAGGUCUUAAACCAUGAUGUUACCAACGUUUCAUCAGUGUUUAUUUACUUUCAGUGUCAUCUCUCCAUUAUUGUAAUUGAGCUAAUCUGUCUCUGUCAUUUUCACACAGCUGGAUAAAUCACAGCUCAAACCAGGCACUAGAGUGGCCCUGGACAUGACCACCCUCACAAUUAUGAGGUAGGCACUAGGGAUGCAAAUUUCGGUAAAUUUAGCUGUCGCUAACCGACCCUCAUUAACCGGUCAAUGAAUGGUUACAUUUUUUCCAAACAGUAAAAUGAAGUGUCCAACAGAAAAUACUAUGCAUGCAUAAAAGGAACUGACAUUUUUCAUUAAGAGCUUAGUGGAAACAUGUAACAAUAGCAAGCCUAUCCUCUUAGUCAAAAUGCCUUUUAUUGAACAUGCAACUCCUGUAAUUAAGCAGCUAAUAAAAUGUCAUUUUCAAAUAUUUGCUAAAAUGCAAUUUGUGGGAAACCACCGUUCUAAACAACGCACCUAAUGAGAGCGAUUCCAUAUGUGACAGAGAUGAAAGAUGGGGCAUCUAUUAGCAACAACUAGGAUGGGUUGCUAAUAUGACUAGGAUUGUGCCUUUGGCUUCUGGACGAAAGAAAGUUUAUAUGAAAAGCAAUAGAACAGGAAAUAAAUGCUGGUUAAUGGCAUGAGGAAGUCUUUUUAAAAUAAUUGCCUCUGUUUCUAUGGCUAGGCUACUUUGAAGCAAGGUAAGACAUACCUCCAUUAUUUGAAGUAAAGUAAAACGUUCAGUUUUCAAACAAUUAUACUGCCCAAGCUCACAUUGCAAAGUGGUAGGUGACGUGCUGAUAGCCUGCCUACCGGUGACUAGCCUAUUCGUGACUAUAGACUAUAGCCUAUUCGCGCCUAUGUUUGAAUGACGAAUGGGAGGCGCGCUUUGAUUACGAGUUGAGAUUGAGAAAUUAAAAUAAUAGCUCUUUAAUCGUGGCUAUCAAAACAGUUUAACACGUGAUUGCAUUUAGAAUUGUUAUAUGUUGUGCAAUGUCUGGGCUUACAAAAGCACGUUUCACUCAAGUACCAGCUUUUUGAGGAGCUGCUCUUGCGUUGUCUGACAGGUGAUAGGCUAUUCCGCUCCUCAAACUAGGCUCUGUAUGCUGUGCGUGUGUGAUUUAAUAAGAUGCAUGAUGACUAACAAAAAUACACACGCCAAUUUAAUUCCACUAAAUUAUGCACAUUAACCUAUAGACAGAUAAGCAUGACUGGUGAAAUGUAUUUUAGACGGUUAACCGUUAACAUCACUAAUUGAUACUGCACCAUACACAAUAGGGCUGCAAUAUAUUGGCAAAAAAUGUAAUUGCGAUUUAAUUUUUUAACCAAAUAUUGCGAUUUGACAUGCGAUUAUAGAUCAAAACACUUGGGUGAACUAUUGAAAUAGAAUGAUUUUAUAUUAAGAAGCAAAGUGGAAAGCAGCUUUGUGUUGACUGCAUUUGACCUAACAGAACAGCAUGCAAACUUAUAGUGAAUCUAACAGCGAGGAGGAGGAACUGCGCUGCUUGAGUGACAGGGGACGGGGCUUGGUGUGUGUGGGAACCAGCCACAAGAGAUGAGAGGGAGAGAGACGACAAAUGGAAUAAACCAUAACUGACAUUACAUGCGGCUUAUUGGCGUUUCAAAAUAUUGCAGCCCUAAAUGUUUUCCCUGAUGGCAGAUAACAUGUACUCUCACUCACCCUACAGGUAUCUGCCCAGAGAGGUCGACCCCCUGGUGUACAACAUGUCCCAUGAAGACCCUGGCAGUAUCUCCUACUCAGAGAUCGGGGGCUUGGCCGAGCAGAUCCGUGAACUGAGAGAGGUACAUAUCACAUCCUACAGUACAGUUAUGAUCAAGUGUUUCCUGAGACAGUCAGGUGUUAUAUAUGACACUCCCCUAUGUUCCCUGUCAGGUGAUUGAGCUGCCCCUGACCAACCCUGAGCUUUUCCUGAGGGUGGGGAUUAUCCCUCCAAAGGGCUGCCUGCUCUACGGACCUCCAGGUGAGUCACUGGCAAGAUUUCCAUGUAGACUCUUAAGUUGUUCCUUGAUUCCUCAUGUCCUGGAUUCCUUGACCUACAUCUCAAAACACAUUGGAUGAAAAGAUCUGAGGUCCCUCCCCUCAGACCUUCUCCUCCAAUGCGUCUUGAGAAGGAGGUUGAGGAGUAAAGGAUGAAGCGAACCAAGGAAAGACUUUUGAGAUUCACCCUGAGUAAUGCGAUUUAAGAUGUCACUCGGGUCCUGAGGGUUUAUUCAUCGAUUUCCUUUAUGCACUUGUCUUUUCAUUAGGCACCGGAAAGACUCUUCUGGCCAGAGCUGUAGCCAGUCAGAUGGACUGUAACUUCCUCAAGGUGAGUAGUAGGCUACACUUUGUUUUCCUCCACUGGCCCUUCGGGCUCUAUUCACUGUUCUUUGAACAACAUGGCUGAGGCUUAGUGUGUCCCGACUUCUUCGCACUGGCUGCGGCAGGUUGUGUCCAGCUCCAUUGUGGAUAAGUACAUUGGAGAGAGCGCCAGGCUCAUCAGGGAGAUGUUCAACUACGCCAGGGACCACCAGCCUUGCAUCAUCUUUAUGGACGAGAUCGAUGCCAUCGGUGAGCAUCCUCACCUGUAGCCUGGUCCCAGAUCAGUUUGAGCUGUAUAGCCAACUGCUGUGGUUGUUGUCAACCAUAGGAGUUGGCUAUACAGCAAAAGCAGAUCUGGGUCCAGGCUAAACAUCCUGAGCCCUGAUGCAAUAUCUAUUCCUUCUCCCUUUGCUUAGCAUUGCGUGCAGUGUCUGGGAAUGUUGAAUGUGUUGUAAGUGAAAUACUAAUUUUUUUCUCUACAAGGUGGCCGAAGGUUCUCAGAGGGCACGUCAGCUGACAGAGAGAUCCAGAGGACCCUGAUGGAGGUAAAAUGAGCAGCCAUAACUCUUAGAUAUAUGUUACAUAGAAUGGAUAUUGUUCAACAGACGUUGCUUUAUAUGAGAAUGAUGGUUCUAUAAAACAUAUUUCUUUGGGGAAAGACUGUUCUGUGGCUUGGUCAGUACACUAUACCUUGUGGGGAUGUUGAAGAUGGGCAUAGAACUCAAUGACGUGUUGUUUGCAGCCAGCUUGACUGGCAUUUCAAUACGCACUGAAGGGUCUUACUGAAAGAUGUUUAAAGUUAUUCGGAUCCACAGCAGAUCAUUCUCAUCAUGAGUUUGCUUCUCACCUACUUAUCUUUUGUGUGUUUUGCGCACUCAGCUGCUGAACCAAAUGGACGGCUUUGACACCCUGCACAGAGUCAAGAUGAUCAUGGCCACCAACCGGCCUGACACCCUGGACCCCGCGCUGCUGCGUCCCGGCAGACUGGACCGCAAGAUACGUACGUUGUUCUUCCUCUCAUCAUCAUCAUCCUGUCUUCUUCAUACUUAAUCAAUCCUCUUAAUGUAAUAUAAUGAUGUAUGCCAUUUAGCAGUCGCUUUUAUCCUAAGUGACUUAGUCAUGUGUGCAUAAAUUUUUUGCCUAUGGGUGGCCCCGGGACUCGAACCCACAAACCUGAUGUUGCUAGUGCCAUGCUCUACCAACUGAGCCAUGCAGGACCUUAUCCCCUUUGGGACAUAAGGCCACAAUGAUCUCCUUCCAGUUCUUUCUCCAUCAUAACCAAGUAGAAAGAAAUGUAAAUGUCUAUGGUAUGAAAUGAUGAGUGACCCAUGGUUAUUUCUACUGUUCCAACAGACAUUGAGCUGCCCAAUGAACAGGCCCGCUUGGACAUCCUGAAGAUCCACUCUGGCCCCAUCACCAAACAUGGAGAAAUAGGUGUGUGUGCACGUGCUCACUCACUAUGGAGACACUGUGGUCUUGAUUUUAGCACAGCUGGGACUGGGACACAUUUGGGUGCGAUCAUGUUUUAUAAUUUUUAUACUGCUUCUUGUAACAGGUGUUGUUGCUCUGUCUUUUUAGAUUACGAAGCAAUCGUGAAGCUUUCAGACGGUUUCAACGGAGCCGAUUUGCGAAACGUGUGCACUGAAGCAGGUAACAGUAUGAAAAAUGUAUCCACUCACUAACUGUAAGUCGCUCUGGAUAAGAGCGUCUGCUAAAUGACUAAAAUGUAAUGUAACUGACCAACAUUAUGGGCUGCUUUCCCGGCUACAGUCCUGGACUGAAAAGCCAUUUUAAUGAAGAUUCUCCAUUGAGUAUGCUUUUUAUUCUAGGACUAGGCUUAAUCUGUGUCCGUGAAAUCUAUCUGAGCAUAGCUGUUAUUGUCCUGAACCCAACCUGUUGUUCAUGCACUGUCUCAUCUCUUUCCAUCUUCCAGGUAUGUUUGCGAUCCGUACUGAUCACGAGUACGUCACUCAAGAGGAUUUCAUGAAGGCAGUUCGCAAGGUGGCCGAUUCGAAGAAGCUUGAAUCCAAGCUGGACUACAAGCCUAUAUAA